AUGAAGUUCAUCGAUGAAUUGGAUGUGGAGAGAUUGAAUCAAACUCUGAAUUUUGAGACAAGUGACUGUAAGAUAACGGGAGGAUGCGACAUCUUUACAACGAAGCCCGUGGCAUCUGAUAAGAAGUUAUACAAGACAAUAGACCACCAUUUGGAGUCAUUACUGCAAGAGAACGAGAGCUAUAACGCAGCAUUGCAACAAGCCCUAAUAGACUCCAGUGGUUCCCUUUCGCCUAGUCUUCCAGAUUCUAAUUCUCGUGAUUAUAAUUCAUUCUGGGAACAAAAGAGGCGAAUGUCUGUAAAUGAGAAAUCGAAUGGUAAUGGAUAUGCCUCUAAUGGAAAUGGACAGCACUUAAGAAGUAAUAAGUUGAAUGAUCAAAAUUUGAAAGAAUUAGUCUCAAAUUCCGACUCUGGAUACCUCAGUUCAUCGUCGACGGAGUCAGCUUCUCGCAUUAGAGGCAAGAUUAGAAGGACUAGUAGUAAUAAUAGUCUUCAAGGAAAUAGGUCUUCGUUUACAAGAAGAAGGUCAUCUGCUUACGACAGCAGUAUAACUAUAGGCCCAUUUGGGCCCAUAAACGAAACUGCCAGUCGUAGAACAUUCGCCUAUUUGAUUGCAAUAUUGAACGCCUCAUAUCCGGAUCAUGAUUUCUCGUCUUUGGAGCCAACGGAUUUUAUCAAAGUAUCUCUCAAGACCAUGAUAUCGAAAUUCGAGAAUUCGCUCUACUCACUGGGGAAGCAACCGGAAGAAUGGAUGUGGGAAGUCAUAAAUUCUCACAUGGACAUCUCGGAUUGUGUGAUAUAUCAAUACUCCCCUUCCCGGUCGUUCAUGGAUGACGAACCUGGACAUCUUUGGAGCCUCAAGUGGUUCUUAUUUAACAAGAAGAGGAAACGUGUCGCUUAUCUGUAUUUGACUUCGUCGAGGCUGAAAUCAACUAGCAACAGUGAAAUCAAUGAGGAUGAUGAGAAGGAAGCGGCUAGAGCCAGAUACAAGAGAAAAUUCACGAUAGGGGAGGACAUGAACCAAUACGAGGGUGAAUACGAUCUGACUUAUGACGAAAAUGCUAUUGAAGAUGACGAGGAGGAUGCUAUAGGGAACGACAAAUGA
Molecule: messenger RNA, 1104 nt
Organism: Torulaspora delbrueckii
Lineage: Eukaryota; Fungi; Ascomycota; Saccharomycetes; Saccharomycetales; Saccharomycetaceae
Gene: MAF1
Product: RNA polymerase III-inhibiting protein MAF1
Exons: 2
Coding region: 1-1104 (367 amino acids)
Biological process (GO): negative regulation of transcription by RNA polymerase III
Cellular component (GO): nucleus
Molecular function (GO): RNA polymerase III core binding
Source: RefSeq, a predicted model, not a curated record